GACGCGCCAGAUGGACUUCAUCAUGUCGUGCGUGGGCUUCGCCGUGGGCCUGGGCAACGUGUGGCGCUUCCCCUACCUGUGCUACAAGAACGGCGGAGGUGUGUUCCUCAUUCCCUACGUCCUGAUUGCCUUGGUGGGGGGGAUCCCCAUUUUCUUCCUGGAGAUCUCGCUGGGCCAGUUCAUGAAGGCCGGCAGCAUCAAUGUCUGGAACAUCUGCCCCCUGUUUAAAGGCCUGGGCUACGCCUCCAUGGUGAUCGUCUUCUACUGCAACACCUACUACAUCAUGGUGCUGGCCUGGGGCUUCUACUACCUGGUGAAGUCCUUCACCACCACGUUGCCCUGGGCCACGUGCGGCCACACCUGGAACACGCCCGACUGUGUGGAGAUCUUCCGCCACGAAGACUGUGCCAACGCCAGCCUGGCCAACCUCACAUGUGACCAGCUUGCUGACCGCCGGUCCCCGGUCAUCGAGUUCUGGGAGAAUAAAGUCUUGCGCCUCUCCGGGGGUUUGGAGAUGCCAGGGGCCCUCAACUGGGAGGUGACCCUGUGUCUGCUGGCCUGCUGGGUGCUGGUCUACUUCUGCGUCUGGAAGGGGGUCAAGUCCACAGGAAAGAUCGUGUACUUCACCGCUACAUUCCCCUACGUGGUCCUCGUGGUGCUGCUGGUGCGUGGAGUGCUGCUGCCCGGCGCCCUGGACGGCAUCGUCUACUAUCUCAAGCCCGACUGGUCGAAGCUGGGGUCCCCUCAGGUGUGGAUAGACGCUGGGACCCAGAUCUUCUUCUCUUAUGCCAUUGGCCUAGGGGCCCUCACAGCCCUGGGCAGCUACAAUCGCUUCAACAACAACUGCUAUAAGGACGCCAUCAUUCUGGCGCUCAUCAACAGUGGGACCAGCUUCUUCGCCGGCUUCGUGGUCUUCUCCAUUCUGGGCUUCAUGGCGGCGGAGCAAGGAGUGCACAUCUCCAAGGUGGCAGAAUCAGGGCCAGGCCUGGCCUUCAUCGCCUACCCCCGGGCUGUGACGCUGAUGCCCGUGGCCCCGCUCUGGGCUGCCCUGUUCUUCUUCAUGCUGCUGCUGCUCGGCCUGGACAGUCAGUUUGUAGGUGUGGAAGGCUUCAUCACUGGCUUGCUCGACCUCCUCCCGGCCUCCUACUACUUCCGUUUCCAAAGGGAGAUCUCCGUGGCCCUCUGCUGCGCCCUCUGCUUUGUCAUCGACCUCUCCAUGGUGACCGAUGGUGGGAUGUAUGUCUUCCAGCUGUUUGACUACUACUCAGCCAGCGGCACGACCCUGCUGUGGCAGGCCUUCUGGGAGUGCGUGGUGGUGGCUUGGGUGUACGGAGCUGACCGCUUCAUGGACGACGUGGCCUGCAUGAUCGGGUACCGACCGUGCCCCUGGAUGAAAUGGUGCUGGUCCUUCUUCACCCCGCUGGUCUGCAUGGGCAUCUUCAUCUUCAACGCGGUGUACUACAAGCCGCUGGUCUACAACAACACCUACGUGUACCCGUGGUGGGGCGAGGCCAUGGGCUGGGCCUUCGCGCUGUCCUCCAUGCUGUGCGUGCCCCUGCACCUUGCGGGCUGCCUCCUCAGGGCCAAGGGGACCAUGGCUGAGCGCUGGCAGCACCUGACACAGCCUGUCUGGGGCCUCCACCACCUGGAGUAUCGCGCUCAGGACUCGGACGUCAGGGGCCUGACCACCCUGACCCCAGUGUCCGAGAGCAGCAAAGUCGUGGUGGUGGAGAGCGUCAUGUGACGGCCCGCGGCCACGUCACCAGCUCACCUCUUGUAGCCAUAGCAGCCCCUGCUCCCCCACCCCUCUCUCCCGGGGGCCUGCCUUUCCCUGUCACUUUUGGGGUCUGCCUGAGGGGGAAGGGAGGAAGCACCACGCGUGCUAACUAAAAUAACUUUUUCCAUUUUUAAUAAAACGCCAAAAAUAUCACAACCCACCAAAAAUAGCUGCCUCCCCGCCCCUCCACCAAGCUGCUCCCAGGCCUGCUGCCUGCCCCCGCCCCACCCAGCCCCGCCGGCCGCCCGCCUAGGCGCUGCCCAGUGCGCCUGCGGGUCCUCACCUGAGGCAGAGGUGCAGCUGGGGCCUGCCGGGCAGGAGGGGAGGGGGGGCGGCAGGGCCCGGGAAUGCCUCCGUGGACCCCCUAGCAGCUUAGAGAGCCAGCGAGGAGCCCCGCUUCCUGCGCCAGUGGUCGCCACGCCGGCGCGAGCGUGCGACGCUCUACCUGAGCCCGGGCGCACGCCCGCAGGACGGCGCCUGUGGGCGACGAGGCUUGUAUUUUGCACAUUUUAUAAAAACUCCAGGAGAGAGAUUUCUGCUUGUAUAUUUCUAAAGAGAAAACUGCCCUGCAGCCCCUCGCCACCUCCGUCAAUUCCAGCCUCCCUGUCCCUCCCCUCGCCACGGAGUGUGAAUUUCUAGAUCUUAUUUUCAUAGGCAGAGCAGAGCUUCCAGCUGUGUGAGUCUGGUGAAUGGUGUGCAUGUGAACCCCGGCCGGGUGACGGGGAGUGCACAGGGCCCCCCCGAGGGCGCCCGCGCACACUCCGCCGCCCAGAGCUGCCGUGUCCCGUCCGGUCGGGGCUGCCCUGGGCGGCUGGCCUGCAGGGACCGCCCCCCCAGGUGGCCACCGGCAGGAGGGCCUCUCCGGCGGGCUCCCACCCGGAGCUCAGGCCCGCGCACUUUCCACGGCUCAAGUCUUCCACGUAGCAGCUUUCACUCACCCCCGUCGGCGUCCCCUCCGGCUCCCAGACGGCCGAGUGGCCCUUCCGAGGCCGCCCUGCGCCUGCACCCUGACGGCGGCCGGCGGGGACAUUCUUACUGUGCUGAAGGCCACUGCGACAUAGCAAUAAAACCCUGUCGUUUUCCA
Molecule: messenger RNA, 2861 nt
Organism: Condylura cristata (star-nosed mole)
Lineage: Eukaryota; Metazoa; Chordata; Mammalia; Eulipotyphla; Talpidae
Gene: SLC6A8
Product: solute carrier family 6 (neurotransmitter transporter), member 8
Exons: 13
Coding region: 11-1744 (577 amino acids)
Biological process (GO): sodium ion transmembrane transport; neurotransmitter transport
Cellular component (GO): plasma membrane
Molecular function (GO): creatine:sodium symporter activity
Source: RefSeq, a predicted model, not a curated record